GGACAAUGCCGACAAGAAUCGCAUCAGCGGGUCAUAAAUGGCAUGUCAGACUUAAGCUCCCUCAAUCGGCAAAGCACAGCGCAUCUUGAGGUCAAUGAGAAACAUCGUCCUACAUUCGUCAAGGUCUAUAUGAUAUUCAUCCCCAGAAAUGUCGCAUGGGUCAUUCCUUGGGUCGCGUAGAUCGCCCGGUCUUAAAAACAUCGAGCGCAUCUACUCGAACUACCGUUCCGAGUCUGAGAUGCCACAGACGCCACAACAGAACAUAGGAGAUUCCUCCGCGAAGGUAUUUGCGGAGCUGCUAUCCGGCCCACUGCUGGAGAUCGUUGUAGGAUCCGAGGGCCGCAGCUGGCACCUUCACCAGAACCUGCUCAUCCAUCAUACUCGGUUCUUCGACGAGUCCCACAUGAUCAACGGCGAGCAUAGACGAAUAAAGGACGGCAAACUGGAGCUCCGCGACGAAGACCCGACCGCUUUCGAACUGCUGGUCAAAUGGAUGUACCAAGGCAAGAUUGACGAUGUAUCAUGGAUGCCCAAGGACGUCAAAUGGGACUAUGCCUUCACCUGCCAGAAGCUAUACAUACUCUGCGAAACAAUAGGACUACAGGAGCUCCAGAAUCAGGCGAUCGAUCAGUUCCGCCGAGGUUGCCAUGAGGCUGGACUCGUACCUGGACCUGAGGAGAUGAAGCCCAUCUAUGAGAGAACACGGCCAUCUUCGCCUUUUCGCAAACUCGUCAGCAGGAUAGCCGCACGGCAAAUCAUGGAUCCAGCGUCAGAAAAGGAUGCCUCCUCAUACAAGGACUGUUUCGCCCUUUCUCCAGAUUUUGCGGUCGAUGUCAUCAAUGCCAUCAAAGUUGGCACGGGUGGCUCGCUUUUUGAUGAUCCGACAGAGGGGAACUCCUGCCGAUACCACGAGCAUGAAGAUGGUGAGACUUGCCACAAGACUGUCAAAUUCAAAGACAUAUCUUGAUGGCUGAUUUGUUUCAGAACGCAAUAUCGAUACACGAAGCAUCUCCUCGGAGUCAACAAUGAUUACGGCGGCGCCGAAAUGGCCGGCAAAAUUGUCGAUGAAAACGCAAAUUCCUUCAUAUCUGCUUAGCUACGUCGAAGUUUCUGGGCUUUUGUCCACGAGUGUAGCCUUA
This is a messenger RNA of Exophiala viscosa, 1139 nucleotides long. RefSeq lists its product as uncharacterized. The coding region runs from base 149 to 967 and encodes 272 amino acids. NCBI's taxonomy places the organism in Eukaryota, Fungi, Ascomycota, Eurotiomycetes, Chaetothyriales, Herpotrichiellaceae. Gene Ontology annotation, molecular function: protein binding. The record is from RefSeq and is a predicted model, not a curated record. The transcript has 3 exons.